CCAUUCUUGCGUAAUUUGAUAUGGCUGGCUGUGGCUAUGACUCAUGAGCAAUAUGUGACAGAAAUUGGGUAUUUUUCGUGCCUUUUUACAAACUAAAGCACCUUUUUUUACUCUAUGGAGUCAGGAUGUCUUCGACGUGUCCUUAUAUACUGGCAAAGACGUCCCAACUGCUCACAGCUGCGAGAAUAACAAGUCAAAACGAGAACUUUAAAGAGGGUCUGACAUCAUACAGGAUAGUUCAGAAAAUCUCGCGGCUUAGUUCCAACUUAAAAACGUUAAGAAUCGAGACGAGCACUUACUCUAAACUUUCAAACUUGAGCUUCGAUGAUUUUUCCAUGAUAACAACUGACAAUGACAUUCGCCAACCUGCGCAUUCAGGAACGAAACAUGGUGGACGUUUGACACACUCCUUCACAGAUAUUUACGAGAAUAACGAGUGCGAAGAUAAGGCUGAGCUGUUUUCAUUUGGGAGAACGUUGACGUGAACACUUGCGAGGAAACUGACAGAUAUUUUGAGCAGUACGCUAUCUCAGAUGCCGAAUUAAACAGUUGUUUGAAAGACAUAAAACACAUGCGAAAGAACCAGUGGCUUUUGCAACAAAACGAACAUAAGACAGAGAUAGAAUGGGAGAGGUUUCUGCAGCAAAAAGAUUUGGUUGUAUGGAGAAGAUAUCUGGAUGUCAAGGGUUUAUAUGAGUAUAAAGUGUUUGGAACAUUCAAAGAUAUUUCAUCUGAAGCUUUCUUCAAUACUCAACUCGAUCUACAAUACAGGAAAUCUUGGGAUAAAUACGUGAUCUCAUUGGACAUCAUUGACAGGUCAAAAUGUGGCAGCGAGGUUGUUCAUUGGGCCACAAAGUUUCCUUACCCUCUGAAGAGUCGCGAUUACGUAAUCGUCCGCAGAGCGAAGGUUGAUGUAAAAUCAAAUACAAUGGUUAUAAUGUCAAGAACGUUGAGUCACGAUGAUUGCCCGGAAAGUGACGAUUACAUUCGCGUCAAAGACUAUGCUUCCCAGAUGCUUGUACGACCACAUACAACAUUUCAAGAGAAUGGUUUCGACUUCGUUUUUACUUAUCACGAUGAUUCUCGUGUGAAUGUUCCGAAAUUCUGCGUAAACAUGAUUACUGGAUCAGCCGUUCCAGAUUUCUUGAAGACUCUUCACGAUGCAGCUGCUAAUAUUGCGAUGAAAGACAAUAUAGAUGACAGUAUAACGUACUAAAAGUGAUGUGUAUUUUCCAUUCUAAAUUUAACGUGAACUCAUAAAAUAUACGUCGCGUUUUAAUAGCAGUACUUUCAUAUUGACGAUUGCGUAAUUUCAGUACUGCUUGUGAGCACUUCAUGUAACGAAGGCAAAAUUUAAAUUAUCUAUAUGAAUGUCAACUUAUUUCGUCCUUAACUUUAGAAAAUAUCUCUCUAACUUAAAGUAAUCUUUGUGAGAACAUUAGAAUUUGUCACAUGA
Xenia sp. Carnegie-2017 is the source of this 1456-nucleotide messenger RNA. RefSeq names its product stAR-related lipid transfer protein 7, mitochondrial-like. The coding region runs from base 572 to 1216 and encodes 214 amino acids. The transcript has 9 exons. Gene Ontology annotation, molecular function: lipid binding. The record is from RefSeq and is a predicted model, not a curated record. Lineage: Eukaryota; Metazoa; Cnidaria; Anthozoa; Malacalcyonacea; Xeniidae.